Messenger RNA from Ceraceosorus guamensis, 921 nucleotides. RefSeq names its product Metallo-dependent phosphatase. The record is from RefSeq and is a predicted model, not a curated record. Bases 1 to 921 code for a protein of 306 amino acids. NCBI's taxonomy places the organism in Eukaryota, Fungi, Basidiomycota, Exobasidiomycetes, Ceraceosorales, Ceraceosoraceae. The transcript is spliced from 10 exons. Gene Ontology annotation, molecular function: hydrolase activity.
AUGAUGCUUCGAGCAGCCCCGCAAUCAUUCGGCACGGAUGUGGUGCAUCUGCAAUACGAUGUGCAUGCUCCUCCCCCCUUGGCCAGCCCAUCCCACGCCCGCUUCGUCAUUCUAUCAGAUACUCACAGCACUGAGCCAGAGGUUCCCGACGGAGACGUGCUCCUGCAUUGCGGCGAUCUGACAGACAUAGGCACGCAGCACUCCUUUGAGCGCUUUCUUGAUUGGUUCAGAUCGCACCCACACCAAACAAAGAUAGCCAUCGCUGGCAAUCACGAUUUCGCCGCCGAUAACAAGACGGGCUGGUAUGAUCGGAAAGGCAGGUCGAUACACAGGCAGUUCAACGAGCCUCAAGCAAACACCGCGCGCGUCUCCGAGCUGCUGCGCGAAAAGAGAUCGGAUGGCUUCGUGUAUCUGGAAGAUGAGAGGUAUAGCUUUUCGAUUGCGAGAGAGGGUGUACGAGAUAGAGUGUGGAACGUUUAUGGAAGUCCGUGGACACCCAAAUUUGGAGGCUGGGCUUGGAAUCACGAGCGAGGAGCGCAGGCAAAAAUGCUUUAUGCGAAUGUACCAACAGACGUCGACUUGCUCUUGACACAUGGGCCGCCCCAUGGCUUUGGUGACCUAGAUGUCAUCAGGUAUGGACGGUCACACGUGGGAUGCGAAGAGCUCACGCGGAAAUUGACUGCUGGCGAGUUAAGUCCCAGGAUCCAUGCUUUUGGGCACAUUCACGAGGCGCGAGGUGUGUUCCGUGAACAGUGGCCUAGGGAGAUUCAUCGACCCCAUCACGAUAGACAUGCACCAAACACUCUGUUCAUCAAUGCCGCCGUGGCUGAUAUGGACGCCGCGCGAUCCCAAGCACAUCAGACGUUCAAGUAUCAAGUCCAGCAUCAGCCCAUCAUCGUCGAUUUGGAUUGCAGACUCUAA